Molecule: messenger RNA, 1843 nt
Organism: Aethalodelphis obliquidens (Pacific white-sided dolphin)
Lineage: Eukaryota; Metazoa; Chordata; Mammalia; Artiodactyla; Delphinidae
Gene: RAB28
Product: RAB28, member RAS oncogene family
Exons: 8
Coding region: 227-889 (220 amino acids)
Molecular function (GO): GTPase activity; GTP binding
Source: RefSeq, a predicted model, not a curated record
CAGGGGGCGGGGCCAACGCGCAACGGGUAGGGGAGGCGGGCAAGAUGGCUUCUGGCGAGUGAUUCUGCCCGAAUACCUCCGGCGACCGCUGAGACACCGGGACGGGGGGUGCUGCCCCCACUGCUGCCCUUCUUCCUCUCCCCCGCCCCCAGAGACCCCCCUCCUUCCCUUCCUCCUUCUACUUCGGUGGGGAGGGAGGGGAGGUGGGCCUGGUUCCUGGGACACCAUGUCGGACUCAGAGGAGGAGAGCCAGGACCGGCAACUGAAAAUCGUCGUGCUGGGGGACGGCACCUCCGGGAAGACCUCCUUAGCUACGUGUUUUGCUCAAGAAACUUUUGGGAAACAGUACAAACAAACUAUAGGACUGGAUUUCUUUUUGAGAAGAAUAAUGUUACCAGGAAACUUGAAUGUUACUCUUCAAGUUUGGGACAUAGGAGGGCAGACAAUAGGAGGCAAGAUGUUGGAUAAAUAUAUCUAUGGAGCACAGGGAAUCCUCUUGGUAUAUGAUAUUACAAAUUAUCAAAGCUUUGAGAAUUUAGAAGAUUGGUAUUCUGUGGUGAAGAAAGUGAGUGAGGAGUCUGAAACUCAGCCACUGGUUGCCUUGGUGGGCAAUAAAAUUGAUUUGGAGCAUAUGCGAACAGUAAAACCUGAAAAACACUUAAGGUUUUGCCAGGAAAAUGGUUUUAGUAGCCACUUUGUCUCAGCAAAGACAGGAGACUCUGUCUUCCUAUGUUUUCAGAAAGUUGCUGCUGAAAUCCUUGGAAUCAAGUUAAACAAAGCAGAAAUAGAACAGUCACAGCAUAUUGUCAGGGCAGAAAUAGUGAAGUACCCGGAAGAAGAUAAUCAACAUACCAACUCUGCUCAGAGUAGAAUCUGUUCAGUACAGUAGUGCAGAGGGUGGUGAAGGCAGAUAUUGUAAACUACAACCAGGAACCUAUGUCAAGAACUGUUAACCCUCCUAGAAGCUCUGUGUGUGCAGUUCAGUGAGCACAUUUUUCUUCUGUAUUGAUAGUUCUGGCUCCCCUUCGCCUCUGUGUGGGCUCAAGGACCUGUAGAAACUUGUUUUAUCAGUGACCAUCUCUGUAGUUCAGUUAACGCUUUCCUCUCAACUCGCUUCAUCAUUGCCUGUUGCCUCAGCCGCAGGCAGCUCCUUGGACUGGAAAAAAUUCAACUUUGGGACCACACACUUUGAAUUCAAAAUGGAAAGCCCGUUCUCUGGAAUUAGACUGCUUCAUUGAAAAAGAAUAAUGUUGGUUCUCUUUAUGUCCUCACUUCUUUUUUCCCUGAUGUAAGUUGUUUUAAACAAAUAUGAAAACUAUCUAAGUCUUGAUCAUCAGCCAGGAUUUUGCCACAGCACAGUUUCAUACUCUUAUCUGAACUCAUACCUGGCGAAGUAUGCUUCAGAGUACAAACAUUUAAACGAGUAAUAUAUUUUAUCUACAGAUACUUAAGAAGGCAUUCUCUUGCUGUCUAUUGUGAGUGAAAAUAUAUAAAGCUGUAUCUAACUGAAAAUGCUUGAAAUAAAGCUAUAAUAGAAAUAUUUUUUUCAUUUUUUUAAAAAGAGCCUAAAUACUUUAUAUUUUAGCUGUAGCUCACAAAGUAGUGAGUAUUGGAUAUUGUAUUUUUAUUAUUGUAUCAUGAUCAUUACGUGUUGUGUAAUACUCAGGUUAGAUGGCUUUGUGAAUUCUGAUAAAUGUUCAGCUGAUGCUCCAUGUGGACUUUCUCCUGCCAGCUGUGUAAGAGUACUUCCAGAAUGAAUUAUGACUAUUGUUGGAUCAUCGUGGAUCAGACUGUACCUGAUGUUCAGAUGUUUUUCUCCUGCAAAUAAAUUUAUUUAAAUUAC